Molecule: messenger RNA, 1668 nt
Organism: Knipowitschia caucasica
Lineage: Eukaryota; Metazoa; Chordata; Actinopteri; Gobiiformes; Gobiidae
Source: the annotation of a GenBank genome assembly
AUGAAAAGUACGUGGCUCGAAAAGGAGAAAGGAUCAGGGGGACAGAGGGACAGGGAGGGGGGAGAGUCAGGGGGGACAGGGAGGGGGGAGAGACAGGGGGGACAGGGAGGGGGGAGAGACAGGGGGGACAGGGAGGGGGGAGAGACAGGGGGGACAGGGGGACAGGGAGGGGAGAGAGUCAGGGGGGACAGGGAGGGGGGAGAGACAGGGGGGACAGGGAGGGGGGAGAGACAGGGGGGACAGGGAGGGGGGAGAGACAGGGGGGACAGGGGGACAGGGAGGGGAGAGAGUCAGGGGGGACAGGGAGGGGGGAGAGACAGGGGGGACAGGGAGGGGGGAGAGACAGGGGGGACAGGGGGACAGGGAGGGGGGAGAGUCAGGGGGGACAGGGGGACAGGGAGGGGAGAGAGUCAGGGGGGACAGGGAGGGGGGAGAGACAGGGGGGACAGGGAGGGGGGAGAGACAGGGGGGACAGGGGGACAGGGAGGGGGGAGAGUCAGGGGGGACAGGGAGGGGGGAGAGACAGGGGGGACAGGGAGGGGGGAGAGACAGGGGGGACAGGGAGGGGGGAGAGACAGGGGGGACAGGGAGGGGGGAGAGACAGGGGGGACAGGGGGACAGGGAGGGGGGAGAGUCAGGGGGGACAGGGAGGGGGGAGAGUCAGGGGGGACAGGGGGACAAGGAGGGGGGAGAGUCAGGGGGGACAGGGGGACAAGGAGGGGGGAGAGUCAGGGGGGACAGGGAGGGGGGAGAGACAGGGGGGACAGGGAGGGGGGAGAGACAGGGGGGACAGGGGGACAGGGAGGGGAGAGAGUCAGGGGGGACAGGGAGGGGGGAGAGUCAGGGGGGACAGGGGGACAAGGAGGGGGGGAGAGUCAGGGGGGACAGGGGGACAAGGAGGGGGGAAAGUCAGGGGGGACAGGGAGGGGAGAGAGUCAGGGGGGACAGGGAGGGGAGAGAGUCAGGGGGGACAGGGAGGGGAGAGAGUCAGGGGGGACAGGGAGGGGGGAGAGACAGGGGGGACAGGGAGGGGGGAGAGACAGGGGGGACAGGGGGACAGGGAGGGGAGAGAGUCAGGGGGGACAGGGAGGGGGGAGAGUCAGGGGGGACAGGGGGACAAGGAGGGGGGAGAGUCAGGGGGGACAGGGGGACAAGGAGGGGGGAGAGUCAGGGGGGACAGGGAGGGGAGAGAGUCAGGGGGGACAGGGAGGGGAGAGAGUCAGGGGGGACAGGGAGGGGAGAGAGUCAGGGGGGACAGGGGGACAAGGAGGGGGGAGAGUCAGGGGGGACAGGGAGGGGGGAGAGUCAGGGGGGACAGGGAGGGGGGAGAGUCAGGGGGGACAGGGGGACAAGGAGGGGGGAGAGUCAGGGGGGACAGGGAGGGGGGAGAGUCAGGGGGGACAGGGAGGGGGGAGAGUCAGGGGGGACAGGGGGACAGGGAGGGGGGAGAGUCAGGGGGGACAGGGGGACAGGGAGGGGAGAGAGUCAGGGGGGACAGGGGGGCAGGGAGGGGGGAGAGUCAGGGGGGACAGGGGGGCAGGGAGGGGGGAGAGGGGCUGUGCUCUGAAUGGACCGUUUUGUUUGGGGCCAGGGGCCGAGCCUCACAGAGGGAAAAUGCCACAACAGUUUACAGAGUUCAGAGUCUCACACACUACAGCCCACUGUUGA